GGCACUGCCACAUGUCUGUCCUUGUCCUGCAUCGGUCUUUCUACUUGCAUCUGCAUUCAUUCUACCAUACUAAUACUUUGUUGCGCGCACUGUCGACGUCGGACGUUGAAAGUUUAUCGCAUCACGCAAUACCACCCGACGGGAACGGAUAGUCGAUCGCAACGGUCGCUGAUCACCGAGAAGAACCACCGAAAUCAUGUCUGGUGCACAGGAAAAGCCGCUCAAUGAGCUCCUCUCCCGCUCAAUGGUCGACAUCUACGUCGGCCCCGAAAACACGCACUGGAUUCUCCACGAAAAGCUUCUCUGCCACCACUCGCCCUUUUUCCGCAAGAUUUUCUACUCCAAAUCAAACUCGUCAUCACGCACACAAUCCUUCGGCCUCCCCGAAGAAGAAGAUGCGCCCUUCAAGACCUUCGUCGGCUGGCUCUACUCGUCCUCUCUCCCCGUCCCACGCGAGGAGGCCGACCUAGGCGUCUGCUUCGACCUGUACCUGAUGGCCGAGAAGUUUGAGAUCCCCGGCCUCGUCUCCGACGUCCUGCAAGUGGUUAGGGAAUGGUACAAGUACAGCGACAGCUACCCCGGUCUGCGUCGCGUGCAAUACAUUUACGCAAACACCGAAGACGGAAGCCCAAUGCGACACAUGCUUGUGCACGCCGUCGCCCGCAUGAUGGUCGUUGAAAAGGGUAUUCCAGCGCACUGGGAUAAGGCACUCCGCAAGAACGGACAGCUUGCCGUCGACAUUAUCAAGGCGAUCCAGGACUGGCGUCUCGAGGAGGAAGUUGUGCCUGAUGCGCGUGAGGAGCCCGCCGAGGCCGAGGACCUUGUCGAUGUGGAGCAGGAGACUGCCAAGUUGGAUGACGAGGCGGAGCAGGAGGUUGAUGACGACGUGAGGGCUGAGCAUCUCGAGGAGACUGCCGACGAUACCGAUGAUACGGUUGUUGAGAGCCCGACUAACGAGAACAAACGCCCAAAGCCGACACAGCAGAAGAGUGGGAAAGGUGCGGAUGAUCUCAAGAGCAAGGACAAUGGCCUUGUCAAGGACUUUUCAAAGUUCAGUCUAAAGGAAAUGCCGAAUGAGAUGACUAACGGCGACUAUGGCACUCUUCGCGCGUAAGCUGGGUCUCUUCGCGCCUAUUACCUUUUUAACCUUUUUUGGAUUCAAUUUGCAUGGUUCAUUGCGCGUGUAGGGUUAGGAAGGAUAUAUCCGGCGUUGGGAUCUUGGGGAUUUGGACGUUUCAUCUCUUGUUGGGUUUUCUAUUCAAAAAGAGAAGAUAAUGUCUUAAUACCUUUUUUUGUACGUUUUUAGUCUUUGUAUUAAAUCCGCAAUUGAAACAUCAACAUUGCUCAGUAUGUCGCUUGUGCUCAAUACUAGCUGACUCGGAAA
Messenger RNA from Alternaria alternata, 1384 nucleotides. RefSeq lists its product as hypothetical. The transcript is spliced from 2 exons. The record is from RefSeq and is a predicted model, not a curated record. Bases 197 to 1114 code for a protein of 305 amino acids. Gene Ontology annotation, molecular function: protein binding. NCBI's taxonomy places the organism in Eukaryota, Fungi, Ascomycota, Dothideomycetes, Pleosporales, Pleosporaceae.